ACUGAGUCUGCACAUUUAAUUAAGGUGACAAAAGAUGGAAAUGACCAUAAAGCAUUGUUAUUACACCAGAUUAUAACAUCAUAAAUGUCCAUAAAAUAAAUGAACACCUGUUUAAAAUGCUUAAAUAAAAACUAAACAUUAUAACCUUCAUUAAGGAUUUAUUGCAGGGCUGUUAUAUUAUACUGUAUUAGUUUUUUAUAGGUGUACAUAACUGGCAAGUGAGGUCAUUUAGAAUUUACAUGAGGUAGAGCUAUGUAAACAGAACCACUCACAGAUAUAGAGGAUAAAAUAAUACAUUAUAUUUAUCCAAGUUAUACAGCUGGGGACGUGUUAAACAGAAGGAAUUCAUGAAAACUAGCUUUGUUUAUAAGCAAUAGUCAUAAAAUUAACAGAGCAUUAGUGUUAAAGAGUAAAGUCUACUAUCUGUUCAACCUGGUGCUCAGCAUGUGCAGCAGCCCUGAUAAGAAUGAGAUAAGACUGAAGAGGCAAAGCACAGAAAAUACAUUUCUCAAGACACUCACAGUUAUAACCUAUAGAAGCAUCACUGAGGCGACCACCUGUGAAAAUGGAGUGAUGAAAGCGAAUAGAGGACAGAGAAGCAGUGAAACCUGAAGUCUGUCUGCUGCAGGCUGUCAGUCUCCGCUUUCUAACCAAUCACAAACCGGACCAAUUUCCACACUAACCAAUCAGACGCGGUCCCGGAGAGACUCUGCAUCCGGAUCCAGUUGAAUACGGAGAGCAUCCUCCGCUGAACAAAUCAGGUAAAAAGAGAAAGAGAUACCACAUCACAAAUGGGGCGCAGAAAGUCAAAAAGAAAGCCGCCUCCCAAGAAGAAAAUGACGGGUAACCUGGACACUCAGUUCACGUGCCCAUUUUGUAACCACGAAAAGUCCUGCGACGUCAAAAUGGAACGAACCCGCAACACAGGAAUUAUAUCAUGUAGCGUUUGCUUGGAGGAGUUCCAGACACCCAUAACCUAUUUGUCUGAGCCAGUGGAUGUUUACAGUGAUUGGAUUGAUGCCUGUGAAUCAGCCAAUCAGUAGUCAUGUUUCCCAUCUUGUGACUCACCUUCUCUAUAACCUCACCCACAUUUCACGUAGGGCUGGGUAUCAUUACCUUUAAGGUAUCGACCGAAAUAAAUCGAUACCAAGUAGUAUCAAAAUGUCUCUCGUCAAACGAUACCUGAAAUCCAUCCUUUUUGCACCCUGAGCUAGAAAAAAUAUGACUAUUUUUAUGGACUUACUCACAGCCAAUCAACACAUACAGUCUUUGAUUGAUAAAUAUUAAUAAUUUUAAGACUUCCAAAAUGCAUUUGUGUAAAAAUCCAAUCAUUUACAUGUGAAGGAGUGGUGGUAUUUUGUACAAUUUAACACUUCUAUUCACAUGAUGGGUAUCGAAUGAAGUACUAGUAUCAGUAGUAGUAUCAGAAUCACUUUAAGGGUACUCGGAUUGGUACUGGUAUCGUAAUUUUUUAAACAAUACCCAGCCCUAAAUCCACUGCUU
Messenger RNA from Scomber scombrus (Atlantic mackerel), 1503 nucleotides. RefSeq names its product elongation factor 1 (gene elof1). Bases 792 to 1043 code for a protein of 83 amino acids. Gene Ontology annotation, cellular component: transcription elongation factor complex. Gene Ontology annotation, biological process: transcription elongation by RNA polymerase II. The record is from RefSeq and is a predicted model, not a curated record. The transcript is spliced from 5 exons. Gene Ontology annotation, molecular function: RNA polymerase II complex binding. Lineage: Eukaryota; Metazoa; Chordata; Actinopteri; Scombriformes; Scombridae.